GGCAUGGAUUAUCAUACUAAUCUCUUCUGGCUUCCAGUAAUCAUCUCUCCUAAAAAUGCAUCGCAACACACUCUUCGCAUUGGCUCUGGCGUUCUGCGCCCUCCACAUGGCCAACUCUGUCCUGAUUCUGGAAUCCUCCGGAGUGGCCUCCCUGGCCAUUCCAGCCGUCACUCUCACCACCGGCACCAUCGGCGUGGGCGUGACCUCCUCCGCGGCAGCCGCUGCCGCUCUGGCGGGCGUCGGAGCCCUAGCGGCGGCGGGCGUCAUCGUGGCGGCGAGAGCCGCCAGCGGGAACGGAAAGCGCUCCGCCCCGACCUGCCUCCCGGUCAACAAUCCCGAGCUCUUCAUCACCUUGGCCGCGAACUCGGACAAGCUCGGCUGCGGGAUGCGACUCGUCUGCGAACUGGAAGCCACACCCGACGAGGCCCUCACCCAGGACGAGAAGCUCAUCCUGGCCCUCUUCGGCCGCGCCCCUCUCCCCGUCAACUUCGAGGAGCUCAACACGCCCAAGGCCGGCUUCCAGUACGCGGCCUUCGUGGGAUCCAAGGCCGGCUCCGCCUCCGAAUGCGCCAGCGUCUUCAACGCGUGCCCCUUCGAUCGCGCCACCAUGAUCGAGGCGUUCCACAGGAGCGGCACUAACGCCCUCUGAGUUCAGUCGUUCAUUUGCUGGUCAAUGAAGUGUCAUUUUUUCUCUUUUGUCUUCUCCGGUCUUAUUUUUAUUCAGCAAUUUUUAUUUCAACGUCACGAAUCUUUGUUAUAGCCUUAGUCAUGUCUUCGGGUUUAUAUUGUUCUUCCUUCGGUAGUGACUGUAGUUUUUUUUCGAUAUUGCUCCUGCUUGUAGUCAAUUAUUUUUCUAAUAAAUAAGAAUUUUUUUCGUUA
Molecule: messenger RNA, 879 nt
Organism: Macrobrachium nipponense
Lineage: Eukaryota; Metazoa; Arthropoda; Malacostraca; Decapoda; Palaemonidae
Exons: 2
Coding region: 56-649 (197 amino acids)
Source: RefSeq, a predicted model, not a curated record